CUGGGUAAAAACUUCAUUUCCGGGUUCAUUAUUUUUCGCGGGAGAUUGAAUGUUUACAAUUAUGAAUUCAACACCAGUGGUAUUUGCUAACACAAGGAACGCACUGAUAUUGUUAGGAGAAAAAUUUAAGUGCCAAAAAUGUGGGCUUUUUGCUAGCAGUCCAGUUACUCUUGGUGGCUGUGAACAUAUUUUCUGCAAGUAAGUCCAGACUUUGAAUAUUAAGAUCCAGUGUAUGUUGUGAAGAGUAUCUUGGAUCAGCCUGCCCUGUGUGCAGUUUACCAGCUGAUGUUAAAGAUGCUGAUGUUGACAGACAGCUAUUUAACCUGGCAUCACUAUGUACUAGACUCAAACAGGAACUCGCUGUAGAUGAAAAAGCAUUAGAUAAUUUCAAAGAAAAUGAAGACCCUCAAAUACAGAGUACUCCAAAUCAGCCAAUACGUGGUGCAUCAAUGUAUGAAACAACCACGCCAAGCAAUGACCAUGUGACGAAUGCUACAAGAAAAUCCGAAGCAAAUCAGAAAACAGAAAAUAAUGAAGUUACCUCCCUUGCACUAGAUAGUAAAACAAGCAGACGAAAAAGGAAAACAAAGGUCAAUGGAAAUACCAAAACUAGCACAGAGUGCUUGCAACAGGAAACAAAACCUUCUGUGAAAAAAAGUAAGCAAAAAUCUGUGUCGUCAGAUGCUUCGGAAAAUGAGAAUGUUCCCAGUAAGAGAAGAAAGAGUGUACCAAUAGAUCAGACUACAAUGACUCAAUUUUAUGAUUAUGAUGAAGAUUCUGACAAUGUUAAUGAAGAGAUAAAGAUAAAAGAAAAUGGAAGCAAAGGUUUAAGAACACUUAAAACCAAUAAAAAACCUGUUACGUUACCAAAAACUCGACUAAGACAUAGUUUAGAUAGUAACAUUGGUAAAGAUUUAAAAUCGGAUACAAAGUCUCCAUCUACAAAGAGUAAAUCUGUUCAAAGGAAGAAAGGAAAGAAAACUGAUAAAAAUGAGAGUAUAUUGGAUGUGUCACUAAGUGAUACAGGGAGCAUCGGUCAAAGAACACCUGUGUCUGAGAGGUCAAAGUUCACAAGAAUUUCUACAGAGGCAAGUGGCAGCCCAAAGCUCAAAGCAAGUACACCAAAAGGAAGAAGGAAUUUAAAACCACAAACAGCACAGUCACCUGCCUUGAAUAAGAGAAAUGCCAAAGGUGAAACUCCUUUACAGGUUGCUGCUAUCAAGAAUGACAAAGAUAAAGUGAAACAACUUCUUGGAGAUGGUGCCAAUCCUAAUGUACGAGAUAAUGCUGGCUGGACACCACUACAUGAAGCAUGUAAUCAUGGUUAUGUAGAGAUCGCUAAGUUACUACUGGAUCAUGGUGCAAUGAUUAACAUACCUGGACUAGAGAAUGACACACCCCUUCAUGAUGCCAUUAAUAAUGGCCGUGUAGAUUGUGUGAAACUGCUGGUCUCUCGAGGUGCAUCUCUCAUUCUGAGGAACAUGCAUGGACAAACACCUAAAGACCUUGCUGUAACAAAUGCCAUGAAAAAAGCCCUUGACACACCAGUUAUAUCUUCCAAUGAGACCAUAACUAGCCAGGUAGUAGAUGUAAUGGAGUAUCAGACACCAUGUUUGACGGGGACAGGUCUGUCUAGAGAGGAGAAAGUUAUUCUACAGAAGGCAGCGUCUCAGUUACAAGUUAAACUGAUAGAUGAAGUCACACCAGAAGUAACCCAUAUUGUAACAAUGUUUAACAAUGAAGGAAUGUGUCCUAGAACUAUUAAGAUUGUACAGGGCAUUCUCCUUGGAAAAUGGAUCCUUAAUAUGGAAUGGCUGGAGACUUGUACCCAGGUUGGAAGUUUGGUAUGUGAGGAGGCAUUUGAAGCACAGGGAACCAGUUUAUUUCCACAUGCUCAUGCUCCAUAUAAAGGAAGAAUGAAUAGAAAGCAACAGCUACCAGGGCUGUUUGAUGGUUGCCACUUUUAUUUUCAUGGAAGUUUUGAGUAUGCCAACCCAACAAAGGAGGAUUUUAUGAACAUGGUGACAAUUGGGGGAGGUAAACUGUUGACUCGAGAACCUAAACCAGGUCACCUUGACAUUACUCUGACAGUACCGUAUCAUGCUGAUGCCGUUAGUGAACUUGCGACAUGCUGUGUUUAUUUAGUUCAUGAACCUAAUGUAAACUAUCCACCAAUCAGAACUAAGCACAUGUGUUCAGUUCCAACUUCCUGGAUUAUGGACUGUGUUGCCAAUUUUAGUUUAAUGGAAUUACCAACUGUUACAUAAUGAAUAAAUGCAUGAAUGUUUGUCCCUUUUUGUAACUAUGAAAUAAAAUUGUAACUAUGAAAUAAAAUU
This is a messenger RNA of Ruditapes philippinarum (Manila clam), 2336 nucleotides long. Its product is annotated as BRCA1-associated RING domain protein 1-like. The coding region runs from base 450 to 2267 and encodes 605 amino acids. The record is from RefSeq and is a predicted model, not a curated record. Gene Ontology annotation, molecular function: protein binding. Lineage: Eukaryota; Metazoa; Mollusca; Bivalvia; Venerida; Veneridae. The transcript is spliced from 12 exons.